AUGGCAGCCAACAAGACCAAACCCCGCGGCCCGAACAACCCUUCAAAGCCCGAACCCGAAAAAACCAUUGAGGAGACCUAUCAGAAGCGCACGCAGCACCACCACAUCCUCCUCCGGCCCGACACCUACAUCGGGUCCGUCGUCAAGAGCAAGCAGAGCCUCUGGGUUUUCGAGGGGGGCAAAAUGGUGAAUCGGGACAUUGCAUACGUGCCCGGCCUCUACAAGAUCUUCGACGAGAUCUUGGUCAAUGCCGCCGACAACUGCCAGCGGGACCCGUCCAUGGACCGGCUGGAGGUCGAAAUCGACGCCGGAGCAAAUUUCAUCAGCGUGUUCAACAACGGCGAGGGGAUUCCGGUGGCCAUUCACGGGUCGGAGAACGUUUAUGUGGCCGAGAUGAUUUUCGGGCAGCUAUUGACGAGCAGCAAUUACGACGACAGCUGUAAGAAAACAACCGGGGGGAGGAACGGGUUCGGGGCCAAGCUGACGAAUAUUUUCUCAACUGAAUUUGUUGUCGAGUCCGCUGAUGCGAAGAGGAGGAAGAUGUAUAAGCAGGUGUUUUCAGAUAAUAUGAACAAGGUUUCCCCACCCGUGAUCACAAAUUACAAUGGGGAGAGUUGGACGAGAGUCUCGUUCAAGCCCGACUUGGCCAAAUUUCAGAUGGACCAUCUCGAAGCUGAUGUGUUGGCAUUGAUGAAAAGGCGAGUGGUUGAUGUGGCUGGAUGUAUAGGAGAGACUGUAAAUGUGGUGUUGAACGGAGAACAAGUUCCUGUGAGCUCGUUUGCCGAUUAUGUUGAUCUAUACCUUGAGGCCCGGUUUGGUGACAAGAAAGAUUCCAUCCCGAGGUUUGUGGAAAGAUUUAACGAUAGGUGGGAAAUAUGUGUGUGCGUACGAGACAGCCAUUUUGAGCAGGUCAGCUUUGUGAAUGCAAUUGCUACUAUGAAGGGAGGGACUCAUGUGGAUUACGUGAUCGAUCAGCUCAUAGAUUAUGUAUACGAAAAAAUUGACCAGACAAGUCCAAACAUCUUCUUGCGGCCACAUCUCGUGAAGAGUAACCUUUGGGUGUUUGUAAAUGCCCUGAUCGACAACCCAUCUUUUAACUCUCAAACAAAACUCACUCUAACGACUAAGUUCGAAGAUUUUGGGUCAACGUGUGUACUGCAUGACGACUAUCUGGAAGAAGUUUGUAAAGCUGGAGUGGUGGACAAUAUUAUGUCGUGGGUUAAAUAUAAGCAGAAGAGAGAAGAAAAGAGGGCCGAGAAGGAGAAAAGGCAGAGGAUUACUGGAAUUACCAAGCUCGAGGAUGCUAAUGAAGCUGGCAGUGAACGUGCGAGAGAGUGUACUUUGAUCUUGACUGAAGGAGAUUCUGCAAAAGCUCUUGCUAUGGCUGGGAUAUCUGCUGUUGGCAGAGACUGUUAUGGGGUCUUUCCCCUGAGAGGUAAACCGCUUAACGUACGAGAGGCUAAUGACUUCCAGAUAAAUGGUAAUGAAGAAAUCCAGAGUAUCAUGAAGAUCCUUCACUUGGAGUACAACAAGCAGUAUAACUCAGUUGAGGACUUGAGAUAUGGACAUGUGAUGAUUAUGACUGAUCAGGAUCAUGACGGGUCUCACAUUAAGGGAUUACUGAUUAAUCUUUUUCAUUCACUGUGGCCAUCACUGUUAAAGAUUCCAUCUUUUCUUCUUGGGUUCAUAACACCUAUUAUAAAGGCAACAAGAGGUGGACAAAUUUUGUCUUUCUACUCGAUUCCUGAAUACGAGUCCUGGAAGCAAGGGUUAGGGGGGAACACUAGUGGCUGGUCUAUCAAGUACUAUAAGGGACUCGGAACUAGCACUUCUAAGGAGGGGAAAGAAUAUUUUCAAGCUCUUGAAAAGCACAAAAAAGAUUUUCUGUGGUUGGAUGAGGAGGACAAUGAUGCAAUUGAGCUAGCAUUCAGUAAGGACAAGAUACAAGCAAGGAAAGAAUGGCUCCAAAAAUACGAGCCUGGCACAUUUCUUGAUCAGAAAGAGAAGCAUGUAAAAUACAGCGACUUUGUCAACAAGGAGCUCAUUCAAUUCUCAGCUGCUGAUCUCAAGAGAUCAAUCCCUUGUAUGGUUGACGGCUUAAAACCGGGCCAAAGGAAGAUUCUGUUUAGCUGUUUCAAGAGAAACUUUAUCCAGGAGGCUAAGGUUGCUCAGUUUUCCGGUUACGUGUCCGAGCAUACGGUCUAUCAUCAUGGAGAAGCAAGCCUGGCCAAAACCAUUGUGGGGAUGGCACAAGAUUAUGUGGGAAGCAACAAUAUUAACUUACUUCAGCCCAAUGGUCAAUUCGGGACUCGCCAUCAGGGAGGGAAAGAUCAUGCCAGUGCAAGGUAUAUCUACACGUGUUUGUCCCCCAUCACGCGUUUUCUGUUCCAUAUAAACGAUGAUGCUCUCCUUCACUACCUUAGUGAAGAUGGACAGUCUGUGGAGCCAGCUUGGUACGUGCCCAUAAUUCCUAUGGUCCUAGUUAACGGCAGUGAAGGAAUCGGAACAGGAUGGAGUACGUAUGUCCCGAACUAUAAUCCAAGGGACAUCAUUGCAAAUGUGAGGCACUUUCUAAAUGACGAGCCCAUGGAACCCAUGAUGCCAUGGUAUAAAGGAUUCAAGGGCACGAUUGAGAGAAUAAACGCAAAGGAAGCUGGAGAAAGUUACGCCGUAAAAGGAAUUAUCCAAGAAGUGAAUAAAACAACAGUCAGGAUCACAGAGCUUCCUGUUCGUAAGUCCACCGAGGAUUACAAGCAGUUUCUAGACACGCUCUUAUCAAAAGGCGGUAGAAACAAAGAGCAAUUUAUCAAGGACUUCAGGGAAUUCAACGAUGAUAAAACCGUGCAUUUUGAGAUAUAUAUGACCGAAAAGAACCUGGCAAUUGCGAAAGACGAAGGCUUGAUAGAGAAGUUUAAGCUCAGCACGACCAUCAGCACCAGCAACAUGCAUCUGUUUAACUCGAAUGGAGCGCUUGUCAAAUAUUCUUCUCCUGAGAAAAUUAUUGAGGAAUUCUGCGGCUUGAGACGUGAAUUUUAUGAGAAGAGGAAAGGAUUCAUGCUGAGUAUGCUUGAAAGAGAGCUUCUGAAGCUGGAAAACAAGGUCCGGUUCGUAAAUGCAGUUGUUGAUGGAAAAAUCAUUAUAAUGAACCGAAAGCGAAAAGAUUUGCUGGCUGAGUUGAAGCAGAAAAAGUUCGCCCCAUUCCCUAGUAAUAAUAACACAACAGGGUCUUCUAAUCCAACAGAGAACGAGUACGGAUAUCUAUUGUCAAUGCCAAUUGGCACUUUAACGAGCGAGAAUGUUCAACAACUGUGUGCUCAGAGGAAAAGGCUCAAAGAUGAGGUUGACGGCCUAAGGCAUGCGACUCCAAAGUCUUUGUGGUUGAAGGAUUUGGAUGCACUCGAACAGAAACUCAAUCUGCAAUCGAAUAUUUAUGAUCGUCCAGAGAACACGAGAUCUGAGGUUAAUGCUGAGAUUUCCAAAAGGCCUAAGAGGACUAUGAAGAAGAAAAAGAAAGGAAGUUCAGAAAAGCAUGCCAAUGAUAAAGAUGCCUUAGCUGAAAUUCAUAUUAUCCCAUCAAACGAUACAGGAAGAACUCUGCAAGCAGUGGAACCACAAUGCAUGCAACGAAAAGAUGAUGUAGCACCUAUGACAAAUCCCCCACCGGUACAUGAGGAUGAGGGCAAAGGGCUUGAGCAAAAUCAAGACCAAGCCAAACAGAAUCUAUCUCCAGAGAAAUCUACAGGAAAAGCUCCCGGGGCCAUGGAUUCACGAGGCAUACAAGAAGAAAAGGAUGAAGCGCCUAAGCCAAAUCCGCCAUCACUUGAAUUAGACGAGACCAGAGGACUCGAGCAGAGAGGGAGAAUGGCUGAUCCAACUUCAUUGCCAGAUAAAUCAAGAGAUAUGAUGCUACCGGAAGGCAUUGAAGCCAAGAAAGCCGACCCAAGUAUUAUAGAAAUUUCUGACACUGACGAAGAGAAGGCUGACACUAGAAUAGUAGCACCCGACUGUAAAAAGGCUCGAAAACCAUCAGCUCGUAAAACCUCAAAAGACGCACAAAAUAAGCAUCAUGCAAUGAUUACAAGGAAGAGAGGUAAAACGAACAGGGAAAAUGGAGGCACGCCAUUGGCUAACGACACAAGCAGAGUUGUCUUGAAAGCGAUUGAAAACAAUCCUGUGCUUUCGCCGGAGAAGAAACUGAGAAAAACGAACGAGCGUCCUUUUAGGAAAAAGAAAAGCAGUCAUUUUGAUGCAAAAGGAGAGAAGGAAAAUUGUCCGAGCCGAGGCAAUAGCAACUAG
Striga hermonthica is the source of this 4296-nucleotide messenger RNA. The record is from the annotation of a GenBank genome assembly. Lineage: Eukaryota; Viridiplantae; Streptophyta; Magnoliopsida; Lamiales; Orobanchaceae.